AGCGUGUUUUGCAUAUUAAAAUAGCAAUCAGCCCCAGGUUCCUGGAAAGCAUGAAUGUGUAAACGUUCUGAUAUAAUAAAUCAAUCAUUAGCGCAGCCAACAGCCAUUAAGAAUGGAGUCAACAAUGGGCUGAGUGUCCAGCCCUCUCAAAACUAUACUUCAUUCAAUAUUUUACUCUCAUAUGCACAGAGAAACAGACAGCCCUCGCGCGCAUCCACACCUACUUAAGGUUUAUUUCUUUUCUUUUUUUUUUCCGUGACGGAAAGUCCACUUCGGUUUUUGUGUGAAGCUCCAAAAAUCUAUGAAAUGUGUUUGCAUGUUCUUCUCCGGGCGCGAGGAUGUGGAGGUGGGAUAGAGAGACGCGAGAGGCUGGAGGAGCGCACGCGCUCGCUCUCGGACAAAGUGCGUUCUGCGUGUAUCUGCCGGUGUUUGGGCUUUGCUGAAGGAAGCAGCGAGAAUAAUUCGGUCUGGGAUUCUCAGGCCUUAGUGAACGGACCCCUGAGAUGUUCUUGAGGCUCGACUAGUGUGGACCAGUGGUCUGAUUCUCCAGCUGUGCACUCGUCAAUCUCGUCUUGGCUUCAGUCCUGGUAGGAACAUUGCAACUCUAUUCCCUGUUCAUCCUAAGCUCCCACAUCUCCCUCUCCCUCCCCCUCACGUCGUGGCCCAUGUCUGCCAGUGGAGGGUCCAUGGAGGGAAGUCGAGCCGUAGAGGAUGAGGAGGCGCAGGACAGCUGCUGCGGGGAUGAAGACUCAUCCCCAGUGGUGGAACGGAGAAACCGCAGUGGCAUCAUCAGCGCUCCACUCAGCAAAAGCCUGAAGCGUUCAAGAGCUCUCUCGCAGUACAUCGCAACCUGCUCGGCCGCCGCUGUGGCCAGUGUCGCCAACGCUAACAGACUCGCCCAGAGCUCAAUGGUGGCGGCAGGUGUCAAAGCUCACUCUGCCGCUAGCCAGCACAGGUCACAAGUCGGGUACGCCAAACUGGACCGGGCUGCAUUGAUGUCUGGUCUUCUGGACUCUCCGAGUGGCCUGCAUCUCGCCCAGGCCGCAGAGCUCCUGCGACGGGCGGGGAUGCUGCUUCCUGUCAGCGACCCGUCCAGUGUCAGUGUGGGCGGGGACAUGGAGACCGUCUCUGCUUCUGAUUCGCUGGGCAGUGUGAUGGACUUCCCGUUGCUUGGCAAUGGCGGAGUGGGCGGGAGUUUUCCUUAUCACCCGGGGCUGUUCAUAAUGACGCCAGCAGGAGUGUUCCUCGCGGAUGGGGCGCUCUCGCACGUGACAGGCACGUCGGAACACCAGCAAACGCAGAGCGAGAUUUCUUCAGCCAUCAGCGCUAAUGGGAAGAAAAAGCGGAAGCGAUGCGGCCUCUGUCCACCUUGCCGGCGCAGGAUUAACUGCGAACAGUGCAGCAGCUGCCGCAACCGCAAAACCGGCCAUCAGAUCUGCAAGUUCCGCAAGUGCGAAGAGCUCAAAAAGAAACCUGCUGGCGGGCUGGAGGUAAGAUGAAGGUGAUGCUGCCAACCGGAGCUCCUUUCCGAUGGUUUCCGUAGGGCAGCUUGACCCUCCCCCCAUGACUUCCAUCCCAUAUGGAAAGGACUCCCGAUGGACGGUGACGCCCUCCCCCUCGGAAAGCUGUGGGGCUUGUAAACACUAGGUGCAAACAAACAAAUAAAACAACCGAAGAGCAGAAUUAAAGCACUAUUUGAGAAUGAACAUGUCCUGAACCAAAAAUAAACAGUGAAUGGCGGAAUGUCAUUCUGUUUUUCUUUUUUCCCGUGUUCCAUUUUGGAUCCAUCUGAGUUCUACUUCGGAAUCUUGCCCUUUAUUGGAUGCUUUGGAACUAUUUGCCGCCAAAUGGUAAACGGACAAUCAUUUUUAUUUGUGUUUAGUGGUUUUGUUUGUCCAUGUGUGGAGAAAUGCCGUAAUUUUGUUUAGAGAAUGUAAUCCCAAGGCUCUGUUUUAAAGCUUGUGAUAAUUAAGGAGCACUAUUGUAAUUUAGCACAGUGGUUCUUACUGACUGCCUCAAUGUUACGAUUGCCUUUUUAUGUCAAGUUUUGUUUGUUUAUUUGUUUUUGUUUUUUAUUUGUUAUUCAGUUUUCAAGUUGCUCAAUAUUUGAUACGAAGACGACCCUGAAAAACGCUCCAAUGUAGCAUCCUUUACUUCAAACAUGCUUGAAAGGUCCUUUUGGGUUUGUCGUUCUGGUUGUUUGUUUUUAAAUACUGUAGGUCUGCUGGGAUUGGAGGGUGAAGCUGAUGGAACUACACAAUGUAGACCAGAUGAUGGUGUAUUUGUGUACCAGCUAUGUGUAGGACUCACCUCCUUUUUCUUAUAGACUUAUGGGAUUGGUCAGAUGGAAGACAUGGUCCUUAGCAGAUCUUGGCCUCCAAAAUUCAGGACAUUAUUGAUGUUUUAUGAUAAUAUUUCUAUAAUUAGGAUGUUUUAUUGCUGAUUUACACCAAGACCUGAAUUUCAGUACUCCUUUAAGUCCUUUUCACAUGGUUAACUCCAUUGAUCUCUAGUUGUGGCAAGCGAUUGUUAUAGACAAGGAUUACCAGACAAUUCACUAUUGCGACACAUUGAGUUGUAUGACACAACUUUAUUAUGAGAAAAGUUUCAAGAACUCUUAUUCGACAAGCGAUUUUCUUUCUGUUUUGAGCUUACAAACAUGAGCUCUUUCAUUUUCAUUGUGUAUGGUUCUCUGGUUUCUUUCUUCCCAGCAACGGUAUAAAAUCACCCUUCUGUAAUGGUAUCUUUUCAUGUAAGCGUCAAAACAUAAGAUGCUUUUGUUGAGACUUGGAUCGAAUCCUUGAUGCUAAUCAUGUGAAAGGGGCUUAAGGCCAUCCACAUAACACAGACACCAUGUUGGAUAAGUGACUUUUUUUUUGGCUGCAAUUGUCUUUUCUUUUUUUUCUUUUUAUGCUGAAAUCCUACUGAACAGGUUCACCCCAGUUUAAAUACUGAUCUAGUUUAAGUGAAAUGCACAGUACCAAAAUGAUUUCAAGUCAAAAUCCAACAGCACACCAUUCUCGUGCCGUAUGGGGCCAAAUUUAUCAUUCUGCGUAAAUGAAUGCAUGUAUUUGUGUCCAAAGCCAACCAUUCUGAGGUCUUGGCAGUCCUCAAUUUAAUAAACCAAGGUGCAAACCAAA
Molecule: messenger RNA, 3140 nt
Organism: Carassius gibelio (silver crucian carp)
Lineage: Eukaryota; Metazoa; Chordata; Actinopteri; Cypriniformes; Cyprinidae
Product: CXXC-type zinc finger protein 5-like
Exons: 3
Coding region: 666-1499 (277 amino acids)
Cellular component (GO): nucleus
Molecular function (GO): zinc ion binding; methyl-CpG binding
Source: RefSeq, a predicted model, not a curated record